AUGAUCACUGUGGAAAUUACAGCUGUGGUGAUACUAGUUGCCACGCUCGCCUUCGCACCAUCUUUUGACGCCCAGUCUCGAAGGCGUCGUAGAUCAUGCACUCCACGAAAUUGCCAGGUCAGCCAUUGGUCUUCAUGGAAUCCGUGCAGUACAAACCAGUGUGGUCAACAAGGGUCUCAGAGUCGAUCAAGAACGGUGGUCUCCUCACCAGGUUGUGGAGGAGCACAGUGUCCUAAUCUUCACGAGACACAGCAAUGUAACGGCAGUACACCGAUGAACUGUCAAGUGAGUCUUUGGUCACUUUGGAGUGGGUGUAGUGCUGACAAAUGCGGACAACAAGGGACCCAAAAUCGAUCAAGGACGGUGGUAUCCUCCAAAAAUUGUGGAGGAGCACAGUGUCCUGACCUCCACGAAGCGCGGCAUUGCAACGGAAUUGCGCCAGUUAGUUGCAAACUAAGUGCUUGGUCGGAUUGGAGUACUUGCAACACAGCGUGUGGCACAUCAGGGACACAGACUCGCUCUCGUCAUAAGAAAAUCUCUGAGCAAUGUGGUGGUACAUGUACAUCUAACUUCUCCAUAGCACGAUCCUGCCCACAGAUUAGCUGCUUGAACGGAGGGAGUUUGAAGGAUGGUAAAUGUUUCUGUAAAGAAGGUUACUCCGGAUCUUGCUGUGAG
Molecule: messenger RNA, 675 nt
Organism: Pocillopora meandrina
Lineage: Eukaryota; Metazoa; Cnidaria; Anthozoa; Scleractinia; Pocilloporidae
Source: the annotation of a GenBank genome assembly